AGUGGACAACUUAUUUCUGAAAAACCUCGCAAAAGAAGAAGGCGAAGAUUGCUUGAAAAGCACACUGGAGCAAGAAACUUCAAGUUUGCAAUCCAGAGAAAACAGCUCUUUAGGUGUUGAAAAUGGCCGUCAUGCUGAAGCCCUGGACCGUCAUCGCUACUCUCCUCUUGUGCGUGCUCCUGUGUCUCGGGACCUUUGUGGAAGCCUAUCCGCCUAAACCAGAGAAUCCUGGUGAUGAUGCUCCUCCGGAGGAGCUUGCCAAAUAUUACACCGCGCUGAGACAUUACAUCAACCUUAUCACGAGACAAAGGUAUGGAAAAAGGUCCACCUCUGAAGAUGUGAUGGCAGAGUUGCUGUACGGGGAUGACACAGACCACAAACAGAGAUCAAGAUAUGAUGACUCUUUUAUGUGGUGAAGUUCAGUGACCCCCAGUGUGUUAACUGUCCUGAGCUAAGCCCUCCUGUGCCUCCCACAGAAAAACUCCAGACAACCAUAUGAGAGCCAGUCACCAUCUAAGAACCUAAUUCACCUCUUUAUAAAGGCCUUCUUUUUCUUUCAUGCUCACAGAACAAAUAUAAUUUUAAUUUGUACAUAAAUAUUAUAAUAGAAGCUAUUGAUGGGAAUGUACAUGUGUAUACUUUAUUGUGUCAUACAGACAUUAUUCUUUUUUGUUUGUACCGUGUACUUUUUUCUAUGUCAU
Messenger RNA from Xyrauchen texanus (razorback sucker), 701 nucleotides. Its product is annotated as peptide YY-A. Gene Ontology annotation, molecular function: neuropeptide Y receptor binding; neuropeptide hormone activity. Bases 123 to 416 code for a protein of 97 amino acids. The transcript is spliced from 4 exons. The record is from RefSeq and is a predicted model, not a curated record. Gene Ontology annotation, biological process: neuropeptide signaling pathway; feeding behavior. Lineage: Eukaryota; Metazoa; Chordata; Actinopteri; Cypriniformes; Catostomidae. Gene Ontology annotation, cellular component: extracellular region.